GAGACGCCCACAAAGUUGCCCAAUCAUCCCACCAUCGCGAUAGACACGCCCUCAGGCAGUCACAUCUUCAAUCCCUUUCACGAGGGAUUCAUUAGUCAACUCAGUCACGUUGCGGUAACACCCGGCAUCUUCUCACGUCAACGGGCACCACGCGGACAGAAUCCCUCCUCAGCGGGUACACCCUCGAGAACGGCCAAGUCGUUUGUCUGGUCACCAGAAGUUCAGGGCGAUCUGUUUCCCACGGACAUUGACGAAAACCCAGCCCUUCAGCUGAAGCUGCAGGAAAUUUUGGACGCUGAUGUAAGCGUUUGCUGCUGCUGCUACCGCAUUUUGCGCGCUCUAAUUCGAAUUUGA
Dibothriocephalus latus is the source of this 354-nucleotide messenger RNA. NCBI's taxonomy places the organism in Eukaryota, Metazoa, Platyhelminthes, Cestoda, Diphyllobothriidea, Diphyllobothriidae. The record is from the annotation of a GenBank genome assembly.